This is a messenger RNA of Solanum dulcamara, 1094 nucleotides long. Its product is annotated as universal stress protein PHOS34. Lineage: Eukaryota; Viridiplantae; Streptophyta; Magnoliopsida; Solanales; Solanaceae. The record is from RefSeq and is a predicted model, not a curated record. The coding region runs from base 191 to 703 and encodes 170 amino acids. The transcript has 5 exons.
AAAUAAAAAAAUUUGCUGACACGAAAGGAAAGAGUAGAAACUUGAGGCUAAAAAACUAACAACAAACUCGAAAGAUUUCAGGAUCAAACAAUACAUUGGGUUUUAUUUCUUGAUAUUAUCGCAAUAAUUUUUGUUGAUUUCAAGUAGAAUUUAGUCCUAAUUUACUCAAGAAUUUACAUAAACAAAAAUCAUGACCGGAAAGUUGAAGUGUGUGAUCGUCUCCGUCGAAGGCAGUGAAGAGAGCAUGAACGCCUUGAAUUGGGCUCUUGAUAACGUUAAGCUCAAAACCCGUGAUCCCGAUUCUCAAGAACCAGAAGGGUCCUUUGUGAUUCUCCAUGUUCAAUCUCCGCCGUCCAUUGCUGCUGGUAUUAACCCUAGUGCUAUCCCCUUUGGUGGACCCAGUGAUAUUGAGGUGCCUGCGUUUACUGCUGCAAUCGAGGCACAUCAGAAACGGAUCACACAGGCUAUUUUAGACCAUGCUCUUGAGAUUUGCGCUAAGAAAAAUGCAAACGUUAAGACCCAAGUAGUUAUUGGGGAUCCAAAGGAGAAAAUUUGUGAUGCUGUUGACGAAAUGCAUGCUGAUUUGCUAGUGAUGGGUUCCCGUGCUUUUGGUCCCAUUAAAAGGAUGUUUCUGGGCAGUGUAAGCAACUAUUGCACAAACCAUGCACAAUGUCCAGUAAUUAUUGUUAAGGCUACUUCUUGAUACAAAUAUUCCAGGGUUUGGUGACACAUUCUGUCUUCUUUGGAUGAUCAGCCUUGAGCUGUAGUUAUGGGUUGCUCAUGAGAUGCGUGGAAUGUGUUUGUUCAAACAAGAUAAUAAUCGCUGUAUACUGGAAUAAGCUUGACUGGCUGUCUCUAUGCUGUAGAUCAUGUGUGUUUUGCAUUAUUUUUUAAAGGUGGAUUGGAUCUUGGUUUGUGUAUUCCCACAUGUGCUGUUUACGCUAUGCAGAUUUACAUCAUGUGAGGGUUCAAGAACUAUCAGUGAAGGUAGUGUGAAGGGUGUCAAUGUAAUCGCGUAAUGUAUUUGAAAAGGGAGCUUGCAUUUUAUUGUAAUUACACUAUAAUGUUUUGGCAAUCAAUGGUUUUUUUUUAUU